Chroicocephalus ridibundus (black-headed gull) is the source of this 1140-nucleotide messenger RNA. RefSeq names its product protein NDRG2-like. Gene Ontology annotation, cellular component: cytoplasm. NCBI's taxonomy places the organism in Eukaryota, Metazoa, Chordata, Aves, Charadriiformes, Laridae. The record is from RefSeq and is a predicted model, not a curated record. Gene Ontology annotation, biological process: signal transduction.
CUCCCCCCCCCGCAGGGGGCGCUGCUGGAGACGCCCUUCGGCGCCGUCGCCGUCACCCUGGCGGGGACCCCCCGCCCCCCCCGGCCGGCCCUGCUCACCUUCCCCGACGUGGGGCACACGCACGAGUCGUGCUUCGCCCCGCUCUUCGCCCACGAGGAGAUGGGGGAGAUCGUCAAGAACUUCCUGGUGGUCCACGUCGACCCCCCCGGCAUGGAGGAGGGCGCCCCCCCCUACCCCCCAGGGUACCAGUACCCUUCGCUGGAGCAACUGGCCGAGAUGAUCCCCUGCAUCCUCCAGUACCUCAACAUCGCCAGCAUCAUCGGGAUGGGUGGGGCCGGCGCCUUCGUCCUGGCGAAAUUUGGGCUGCUGCACCCCGAGGCGGUGGAGGGGCUGGUGCUGGUCAACAUCGACCCCCAGGCCAAGGGCUGGAUGGACUGGGCCGCGCACAAGCUCUCGGGCCUGACGUCCUCCACCACCGACAUGAUCCUGGCCCAUCUCUUCACCCAGGAGGAGCUGUCGGCCGCCCCCCCGGCCGUGCAGAGCAGCCGGGCCCGGCUGGGGGCGACCCCCAACGCCCCCCUGCUGUGGGGCAUGUACAACAGCCGCGGUGACCUGGGCCUGGCGCGCAGCGGGGCCGGCAGCCUGCGCUGCCCCGUGUUGCUGGUGGUGGGCGACGGCUCCCCCCACGAGGAGGCCGUGGUGGAGUGCAACGCCAAGCUGGACCCCACCCAGACCUCCUUCCUCAAGAUGGCGGACGGAGGGGGGCAGCCCCAGCUCAGCCAGCCGGCCAAGCUGACAGAGGCCUUCAAGUACUUCGUGCAGGGCAUGGGCUACAUCCCCCACGUCCUGGACCGCAAGCGCAGCGUGGGGCCAGUGGCGGCGGCGGCCAUGACGCGCCUCUCCCGCUCCCGCACCGCCUCCGUCUCCAGCUCCGCCUCCGGAGAGGGCGAGCGGGGCCGCAGCCGCACCCUCUCCCGGGGCAGCCUGGGGGGGGGCGCCCCCGCCCCAUAGGACACCCCCCCCGCCCCAUAGACCCCGCCCCAUAGACCCCGCCCCAUAGACCCCGCCCCGCUUUGGGUUUGGAAGGCCACGGGAACCCCCCAAAAAAAACGCACCCGGGAAGCGCCAAAACCACUCCAG